Phyllotreta striolata is the source of this 1692-nucleotide messenger RNA. The record is from the annotation of a GenBank genome assembly. Lineage: Eukaryota; Metazoa; Arthropoda; Insecta; Coleoptera; Chrysomelidae.
UCGAGCCAUCCUGUACAUAACCAAAUUUUCGCCCAGUCACAGCCUAUUUAAAUCGAAUUACAUAACCCUCCGCGAAUUACAAUCCACCGAACCCAGCCAUGUUCAAACCGAAAUCGCCCACCGCCAUCCCCGACUUCUACAAGGGCAAGAGCGUCUUCGUGACCGGCGGCUCCGGCUUCGUGGGCAAGGUGCUCGUCGAGAAGCUGCUGCGCUCCUGUCCCGACAUCAAGACCAUCUACAUGCUCAUCAGACCGAAGAAAUCGGCCACCGUCGAGCAGCGCCUGGAGCAGAUCAAAGGGAAUGUACUUUUCAGCGUGCUGAAGGAGGCCCAACCGAAGGCUUUGGAUAAACUCGUGCCCGUCGCCGGGGAUAUCACCAAAAUCGGUCUAGAUUUGAGCGAGCAAGACAGGGCGAUGCUGGUGAAAACGGCUACGAUAGUGUUCCACGUGGCCGCCUCCGUGCGCUUCGACGACUUCCUGCAGGCGGCGGUGUUCACCAACCUCCGAAGCACCAGGGAGACGGUCAGGCUGGUGGAGCAGCUGAAGCAGGUCGACGCCUUCGUGCACGUCUCGACGGCCUAUUCGAACUGCGAGAGGAAAUUCGUCGAGGAGGCCUUCUACCCGGGGAAAUGGGAUUGGCGCGAGGCCAUCGAGGUGGCCGAGCGGAUGGAGCCCGAGCACCGGCUGGUGUGCGAACGCAUCUCCGCUAAAUUCGUGGAGCCGAUGCCCAAUACUUAUGUCUUCACCAAAGGUCUGGCCGAGUGCUUGGUGAAGGAUUUGUGCUCGGGGAAGUUCCCCACGUGCGUGGUGAGGCCUUCUAUAGUUACUGCUUGCAUAGACGAGCCUUUGACGGGGUACCUGGACAACUUCAGCGGAUCCACCUCGUUGUUGGUGGCCGGUGGAACGGGCGUUGCUAGGGUGAUUAAGGCCGAUCCUAAUGGGAUUAACGAUAACGUUUUUUGCGAUAACGUCGCCAAGGCUCUGAUUAUGGCAUCUUGGGAAACGGCUAUGAGGAAAACCACCGACGAUAUUAAAGUCUACAACGUGACGUCGGACUUGACGUGCACCAGCAGGGAGCUGGUGGACAUCGGGGAGAGAAUUCUACCCCAUUACCCCAAUCGGUACUACAUAGCGCCCAUGAACAUCGGCCUCGUAAAGAGCGAUUACGGGUUUUACUUCGUCAAUUUGUUCUGCCACUUUUUCCCGUCGCUAUUUAUCGACCUCAUCCUAAAACUAGCCGGCAUCAAAGUUAGUAUUUUAAGGUUGCGCAGGAAAUUGGUGACGGCCUGCCUGGCUCUGGAACCGUUUUCGGUGCCCCGGGGGGGUUCGUGGACGUUCGUGCACGACAAUUACGUGGAGUUGGAGAAGUCGCUGGUGGACAGCGACAGAGCGGCCUUCUCGUACUCGUUCAGGUGCAAGAACAAGAAGGAAAUGUCGGAGGCCUUCACCAGGAUGAUCAUUCACUGUAAGCAGUACUUGUUCGAGUACGAGAGGGGCGAGCAGAACCUGGACGCGCGGCGGGCGCUUUACGCUAAGGUGAAAAUCGCGUACCAGUCAGUGCAGGCGCUUGCUGUGAUGUACGUUGUGUAUCUGCUGGUUUGGAAAACUAGCAUACCGGCUAUGUUUUUCGGCAGAUACUAUAACUAUCUGGUUAAUGUUUAAAAAUAACUAUUACAAUAAAAUAAUAUACAUC